AUGGCGUUUCCGCGGUGCCCCCUGGCCGUCGGGCAGAGCAAGGGCCGCUGGGGCCCUUCGCGGUUUUCCUCCUGUCUUCCUCUCUCCCUUUCACUCCUCUUUUAUCUCUCUCUUUCCCUCUUUCUCGCUCCGUCUCAGGAUCGAUUUGCUCAGGGACACAUCCACUACGCCGUGGAACACCUCGACCCGCACUUGCUGAGUCGCUGGCCCGAACCCAAUUUCUGCAAGUGGCUCGACGAAGAAGGCCGCUUCGCACUUGCGUCGCUCCUCGGAGGCGAAACGACUCUUCGUCUCCUCUCUGCUCUCUGCGAGACGGGCGCCUCGUGGCCCCGCGGCCAGCAGCAGCAGGCGGGAUGCUGCGACGACAGCCACGCCGCCGACGCCGUCGACUUUGAAAUGCGACGGAGACUCAUCCGCCCUGCGCCGUGGCGUCGUCUCGCCAGUUCGUCCCUGUCGGAAUCGGCGUACAUUCGGGCGAGCGAAAACAGAUAUUAUGGACACAAACCCUCGCCGGCGACGAUCCCCUCUGCGUUUCCUCCCUCUAUUUCUCUCGCGGCUGUGCUCGCAUCCUCUCCACAGUCGGAGCCCGGGAACGCGCCCUAUGAGUCGGCAGACACAGAGAAGAAAGGGAGACGCGAGAAGCGCUCGAAGGCUCUGCCGGAAACCGAAAAGGGCGAGAGUGGCAGUUUCGCGUCUUUCCGGUCCUUCGCGUCGGCGCUCGUGUCGGCCUUUUUCGUCACGAUCGCCACAGAGUUGGGCGACCGGACCUUCUUCCUCGCUGCGCUUCUCUCGAUGAAAUAUUCGAAACUGAUCGUCUUCUCCGCCACGUGCGUCGCGCUGUUCUUAAUGACUGCCGUCUCGACAGGCGUCGGGCGACUGCUGCACUGGGCGCCCGACACGUUCGCGCUGAAGGCGCACCUUGGCGAGUUUCCGAUCGACGCCUGGAUCUCCACCCUCCUCCUCUUCUUCUUUGCUGCUUGGCACCUCAAGAGCCUCUGGGAAACCGAGGACGCGUCGCCUCCUUCACGCGCCUCGUCUUUUUCUGUGCCCGGCCACGCGGCCCAAAGCGCUCGCGAGCUCCGCGCGACCGGUGGAUCGCCUCGCGGGCCAGGCAAGUCGAGACAGGGAGACGCGGAGAGCGACACGGCGCAGCCCCCGCGGAAACCGAGAGAGCAGGACGUGGGCACAUCCGCAAGAAGAGGAGAGAGGAGAGAAGAACUCGUCGAGGGCGCCCGCCACCAAACCCGCGAUCCCAGAGAAGGCAACGGAAAGGAAACCGGCGGAUCUGCCAGGCGAAGCAGCGAAAUCAGCACGCGUCCCGGAUGCUCCCCGCAGGAUGCGCUUUCUUUGUCGCUACACAUGGAGGAAUCGGAGGGAUGGCCUUCGUCCGAAACAGGGUCUGAGCGGUCUCUCUCUCGAGCGUCUUCCAGAAGCGUCGACGGCAGAGACGACAGCGAAGGGAAAGGACCGCUGAAAGGCUGCUCCGAAGUCCACUCGGCGAACAGAGCCGACGGCGUGGACGAAAACUUCAUGGAAGCUGAGGAAGAACUGCAGAGAAUCCAGUACACGCGCCUCGGGGUGCGCCCUUCCUCGUUGAAAGUUUUGUGGGAAGUUUUCCUGGUGAUUGGAGCGGCGGAGAUCGGCGACAAGUCAAUGGUUGCCACUGUGGGCCUCGCGACGUCGCAAAACCCCUUCGGUGUCUUCGUCGGAAGCUGUCUUGGACACGCGGGCGUUACGCUGCUGGCUGUAGUGGCGGGUAUGAUGCUUCAAGGGCGACUCAGCGAGCGCUACAUGAAUAUCUGCUGCGGGCUUCUCUUCCUUGGAUUUGGAAUCUUCGCUCUCUUCGAUGCGAUCGCGCGCCCGGAAUCUUGA
This is a messenger RNA of Neospora caninum, 1872 nucleotides long. RefSeq names its product putative transmembrane protein. Bases 1 to 1872 code for a protein of 623 amino acids. The transcript has 3 exons. NCBI's taxonomy places the organism in Eukaryota, Apicomplexa, Conoidasida, Eucoccidiorida, Sarcocystidae. Gene Ontology annotation, molecular function: metal ion transmembrane transporter activity. The record is from RefSeq and is a predicted model, not a curated record.